GUUUUAUUUGGUCUUCUAAUCUAGCACAGAGUGUCAGAUCUCAGCCCUAUGAGAACAGCUGCUGUUUCCCAUGCAACUUGAAAAUAUGCCAAGAUACACUGUACAUGUACGGGGAGAAUGGUUGGCAGUGCCUUGUAAGGACCCUAAACAAACCAUCAGAUGUCUGGGCAAGGAAGCUCUGAGAAGGUAUAUAAAGAAUAAACCAGAUAAUGGAGGCUUUGAUUCACUGGAUAAUGUCAAAUUUUACCUCCGAAGAUGUAAAGGACUGGGUUUACUAGACCUUGAUGACACAUUGGAAGAUUGUCUGGAGGAUAAUGAUUUUGUUGAAGUCGUUAUGGAAGGAGAUGUGAUGUCCCCAGACUUCAUACCAUCUCAGCCAGAAGGUGUUCAUUUAUAUAGCAAAUAUAAAGAACCAGUAAAGUAUAUUAGUAUAGAUGGAGAAAGCCUGAGAACAGAGGAUUUGCUUAACCUUGGAAAAGGACUCUAUAAAAUAAGGCUUACUCCUGAUGCUGAGCAAAGGGUGAUGCAGUCAAGGCUUCUCAUUGAAAGCAUUGUGCAGGAGAAGAAAGUUGUUUAUGGAAUCACUACUGGAUUUGGAAAGUUUGCUCGCACAGUAAUCCCUGUAAGUCAACUCAAGGAUCUUCAAGUCAAUCUUGUGCGAUCCCAUUCUGCAGGUGUUGGAAAGCCUCUAAGUCCAGAUCGUACCCGCAUGCUUUUGGCUUUAAGGAUCAAUGUCUUGGCCAAAGGGUAUAGUGGCAUUUCACUUGAAACUCUACAACAAGCUAUAGAAGCUUUUAAUGCUUGUUGCUUGCCCUACAUUCCAGAGAAGGGAACCGUUGGAGCUAGUGGAGACCUUGCCCCCCUUUCACAUCUUGCUUUGGGCUUAAUAGGAGAAGGCAAGAUGUGGUCACCAAAGAGCGGCUGGGCUGAUGCUAAAUAUGUUCUUGAGGCACAUGGACUAAGACCAGUUUCACUGAAACCUAAAGAGGGUUUAGCUCUUAUUAAUGGGACGCAGAUGAUCACAUCUCUGGGGUGUGAGGCCGUGGAGAGAGCCAAUGCAAUUGCCAAGCAAGCAGAUAUUGUUGCUGCUCUAACAUUGGAGGUCUUGAAAGGAACCACAAAAGCCUUUGACACUGAUAUCCAUGCACUACGACCUCAUCCUGGACAAGUGGAGGUGGCCUUUCGAUUUAGAUCACUUCUGGAUUCUGAUCAUCAUCCAUCAGAGAUUGCUGAGAGUCACAGGUUUUGUGACCAAGUCCAAGAUGCAUACACACUGCGUUGCUGCCCACAGGUACAUGGUGUGGUGAAUGAUACCAUUGAUUUUGUGAAGAACAUCAUUGCAACUGAAAUUAACAGCGCGACUGACAACCCUAUGGUUUUUGCAGCAAGAGGAGAAACCAUUUCAGGUGGAAAUUUCCAUGGUGAAUACCCAGCUAAGGCCUUGGAUUAUCUUGCUAUUGGGGUCCAUGAGCUUGCUUCAAUCAGUGAGAGAAGAAUUGAAAGGCUUUGCAACCCUUCCCUUAGUGAACUGCCAGCAUUCUUGGUAACUGAGGGUGGACUAAACUCUGGUUUCAUGAUCGCACACUGCACAGCAGCUGCACUUGUUUCUGAAAACAAAACUUUGUGCCAUCCAUCAUCUGUGGACUCCCUCUCAACUAGUGCUGCUACUGAAGAUCAUGUCUCCAUGGGAGGCUGGGCAGCAAGGAAAGCACUUCGAGUCAUUGAACAUGUAGAACAAGUGUUGGCCAUUGAGCUGCUUGCAGCCUGCCAGGGUAUUGAAUUUCUACGCCCUCUUAGAACCACCACUCCAUUGGAGAAAGUCUAUGACCUUGUCCGCUCAGUGGUCAGGCCUUGGAUGAAGGACCGUUUCAUGGCUCCUGACAUUGAAGCUGCUCAUAGACUGCUUGUUGAUCAGAAGAUUUGGCAUGUAGCAGAACCAUACAUUGAAAAAUAUAGAAUGGAACACAUUCCUGAAUCCAGACCAGUGUCCCCUACUGCUUUUUCAGUGGACUCAAUGUCGCUAAGUAACGCCUCUGUGCAUGAUCCCCAGGACCACAACGAUAACCAGGACCGUGAUAAUCUUCAGGAAUUGCAGUCCUCACUAAAUGAUUUACGUACAAGUCCAUAGCUGUUUCCAAAUUGUAGAUGUUUUCUUAAUAAGUUCCUUUAGUAAUUGGACAAGUUUUCAAUCAUAAAACUCUACUGUUGUAGGCUUUUGUUGGUAAAAAUAUUUUGUAAUGUGCAUGCCUGCCAUAUAUUGUAGAUGAUACGUGUCGUGUAAUGUAAUCCUUUCGUUGUAAGCAUGUAGAAAAUGUACAUUAAAACAAGAUGAUAAGAUCAAUGACAAAA
Messenger RNA from Rana temporaria (common frog), 2349 nucleotides. It is a transcript of the gene HAL, whose product is annotated as histidine ammonia-lyase. The coding region runs from base 71 to 2128 and encodes 685 amino acids. Gene Ontology annotation, biological process: L-histidine catabolic process. Gene Ontology annotation, cellular component: cytoplasm. NCBI's taxonomy places the organism in Eukaryota, Metazoa, Chordata, Amphibia, Anura, Ranidae. The transcript is spliced from 21 exons. Gene Ontology annotation, molecular function: histidine ammonia-lyase activity. The record is from RefSeq and is a predicted model, not a curated record.